AUGUCACUUCCCAAGAAUGAUUCGAGCGGGUUCAAUGAUGGACGACGUGGCAGACAACUACGACCCUCAGCGUCUCAAAAUGAACAAGAACCGAAGUCAAAGAAGAAAAAGGUUCCACAAGAAAUUGUAACCAACAUAUGGACCUCAUUCGCUGCGCCGAGUUUUAGCAAAGUGAUGACAAUACUUCCGCCAAAGGCUGCGAACUCGGCGAAAGUGAAGCCCUCAACAACAGUAGACAAAAGUAACAUCUUGGUUUCUGAAGGCUUCGAGCUCGCCGCCGAGGAAUGCAGGUCAAGGGUGAGGAAGCUUAUCAAAGAGUCCAAAAGAGUCAACACGCGGUAUCGGGAUGCAGAGUUCGAUAUAGACUGGGAUCUCAGAUAUAAAAAGGCUGAUUUUCUGAAUGGUCUGGUGAAAAAGCCGUUCGAUAUCAAAUCCUCGAGUUCCACAGCUCCUAAGGCGGUGAAACGCGUGCAUGAAAUUUUUGAAGAGCCAACUUUUUUGAAAAAUGUUCUUCCCUCGGACGUCAGGCAAGGCCGUGUAGGGGAUUGCUGGUUAAUGGCCAGCCUGACGGCUUUAGCAAGCAUGGAAAAUGGCAUUCAAAGGUUAUGUGUCGAGUACGACACGAAAGUCGGCAUAUACGGCUUUGUGUUUUUCCGUGAUGGCGAGUGGAUUGUCUCCAUCAUAGAUGAUAAGCUGUAUCUAAAGUCUCCAGAUUGGGAUUCCCUCUCAGCUGAGCGAACCCUACUUGAGCGGUCCGAGGUAGACGAUAUUGAAGCAGAAUAUCGGAAGACGUACCAAACUGGCUCGCAAGCUCUUGCCUUCGCGCGUUGUCUUGACAAAAACGAAACAUGGCUGCCGUUGUUAGAGAAAGCCUACGCAAAAUCUCAUGGCGAUUAUGGUUCUUUGAAAGGAGGCUGGAGCGGAGAGGGAUCUGAAGAUCUAACAGGGGGCGUCACGACCGAAUUUCUCUCCUCCGAUAUCUUGGAUAUUGACGACUUUUGGACUAAUGAGCUUAUGAAGGUCAACAAAGAGUUUCUGUUCGGAUGUUCCACAGGCUUAUUUGAUGGCGGUUACGGCUCCAGAGACGGAAUAACAGAAGGCCACGCUUAUGUUAUCAUGGAUGCUCGCGAAUUGUCCACGGGGGAGCGCCUCCUCAAGCUUCGGAACCCUUGGGGGAAGGGAAAUACGGGUAACUGGCAUGGUGCUUGGUCAGACGGGAGUAAGGAGCUUACUGUGGACGCACAGAAAGAGCUAGAUCAUAAGUUUGGAAACGAUAGCGUCUUUUGGAUCUCAUACCCCGACUUCCUACGAAAAUACCAGCACUUUGACAGAACGAGACUAUUCAUGGAUUCUCCUGACUGGCGACUGAGUCAAAAAUGGGUCAGUGUUGAAGUACCAUGGAAAUCCGAGUUUAAACAGAUGUUUCACAUUGUUUUGAAGAAGGACUCACCAGUUGUUAUCGUUCUUAAUGAACUUGACGAGAGAUACUUUGCUGGUUUAGAAGGACAGUAUGAUUUCAGGCUUCAAUUUCGUCUUCACGAUGUGAAUACUCUCGACGAGGAAGAUUUCAUUGUCAGAAGCCACGGGAAUUAUCUGAUGCUUCGGAGUGUGGCCACUGAACUCAUAAGUCUCUCUGCAGGUACUUAUUCGGUCUCGGUGAUGAUCGUUGCUGAGAGAAUGAAAUCGCAAUUCACUGUGGAAGAGAUUAUCAAGGAACAAUGCGAAAACAAGGGCGAUAAUGACAAGUUAGCUCAAGUUGGCGCAUCUUACGAUUUAGCUCAUAGCAAAGUAACAGCACACCUUGAAAAUCAAGCAUCCGCUCAGCUGGCGCAAGCUAAAGCUGAUGCUCGAGCUCUUCGGGAUUCAGCGCGCAAGAGAAUUUGGGAGAAAAGACAUCUGUUAAGAAAGAUGAGCAAGAAGCAAGCUAAGAAAAACAAGAAGAAGCAAUGGAAGAAAAGCAACGAGAUUCGUGAGGCUUACAAUGCCAAAAUGGACGCUGAGCCUAAAGAUGUGGGUGUCCAGACAGAGAAUACCGAAGAGCUACAAGAAAUCAAGAUGGAAGAUAAGUCAUCGCAGACGAUGGCGCCAGAGGAGCUCACAGCAGAGGUCGAUAAGCUCGCUGAGUUUGUUCCUCAGGAAAUAUCAGACCAACCCGAAAUUGCAGUUUCCGACUCAAGUAAAGAUUCUCCUAACACACCUGAACCCACAAAAGGCACUCCUGCCGUCACCACUACUGAGACAACUUCUGCCACCACGACUAAGACUGCUUCCGCUACUCUGAUGACCAAUGAACAGAACUGUACCCAGCAUGUGAAUUAUGCAGCUACGCCUGAAUAUUCAGACGACGCUUCGGAAGGGGCGUCAAGUGCCAGUCCAGUGUCUGAAAUCGAAGACCUAUACAGCGAUGAUGAAGCGGCUUAUGCGGCUUUGUUUCCCAAACCCGCCAAUGAAAAACCGGGCACAGAUCCGAAGUCAAAGCCGGCUGAUGAUGAUGAUGACAUUGAGCCUUGGAACGCAGUUUGUGUCGUCGGUUUUAGAGUUUACAGUAAAGACGAGCAAUUGGAGAUCAGACUUUGGGAGCCUGACUUUAAUGGGAUAAAGAAGGAGCCUGUUGGUGAGGAAUUUCAAGGCGAUGAUGAGGGCUGUGAAGGUGAUGAUGAAGAUGAGAGUGAGAUUUGUGGAAAGAAUGCCUCCAAAGGUCAGAAGAGUAAGCAACCGACGACUGACACGAAGACGCAAAGUUCGACUGUCGAAGUGAAGACUGAAGUGACGGUAGUCGAAACGAAAACUCGAGAGCUUAUGAUCAAUACCAAGAUACAAGACCCGAUUGUUGACAUGGAGGCGCAAGCACCAGCAAUUGACGCAAAGAAUCAAGAACCGACUGCCGACACGAACGCAAGCGAAGCGGCGAACGGCACGAAGACAGAAGAAUUGACGUCCGAAACAAAAGUAGCAGAAACGGCGGCUGGCACGGAAACUCAGGAGUCCGCAGUUGAUACUAAAACUCAAGAACCGUCUACCGACACUAAAACAGGCGAAGCGGAGGCCGAUAAGAAGUCACAAGAAUCAACUGUUGAUACCAAGAAGCAAGAACCAACCACCGACACAAAGACCGAAGACCCGACGACUGACACCAGCACGCCAGAAUCGACCGUCGACAAGGCGACCCCGGUCACAGAAGACGACAAGAAGACAGGAGACGCGGCGACUGAGACGAAAACCAAAGUCAUUGCGUUUCCAGACAAUGCAGAGACACCGCCAGAGGAAGAUACGGUAGCGCAGACUUCCAAUGAAGUGACAGAGCCUCCUAAAGAUGAAGAUGAACUGUCAAAGGAAGAUUCGCAAUCCGACUCGGCUGAACGUCGCGACUCAACAGAAAGUCCAACAGAUUUCGUUGUGGUUGCUGCUGAGGGUGAGUAG
This is a messenger RNA of Glarea lozoyensis ATCC 20868, 3420 nucleotides long. RefSeq names its product Cysteine proteinase. Lineage: Eukaryota; Fungi; Ascomycota; Leotiomycetes; Helotiales; Helotiaceae. The transcript has a single exon. The record is from RefSeq and is a predicted model, not a curated record. Gene Ontology annotation, biological process: proteolysis. Gene Ontology annotation, molecular function: calcium-dependent cysteine-type endopeptidase activity. Gene Ontology annotation, cellular component: cytoplasm. The coding region runs from base 1 to 3420 and encodes 1139 amino acids.